AUGGCUCUCUCUCUCUGCAACUCAAAAUCACCAACCCAUUUCCAAAUCCAACAUUCACAACCAAUUCUCUUCUUAUUUCUACUCUUCCCUUUUGCAAACUCUAUUUCCUUCAACUUUCCAAAUUUCAACCCAAAUGACCCAGACAUAUACUACCAAGGGGAUGCAUUUGAAGCCAGCGAAGUAAUCCAACUCACAAAGAACCAAGCCGACGGUUCCCUCUCAUUUAGUGUCGGACGGGCCACGUACGCGCAGGCCAUGCACCUAUGGGACUCCGAGACCGGAAACUUUACAGACUUCAACACUCAAUUCACUUUCAACAUAAGAGCACUUAACCUCAGCACUGCCGGCGAUGGACUCGCCUUCUUCCUUUCUCCCUUCGAUGCUACAAUCCCUGACGAUUCUUCCGGAGGAUGUCUUGGUCUUUUUGACAACUCCCUUGCCUUCAAUCAUACCAACAAUCAGAUUGUGGCCGUUGAGUUUGAUUCUUUUAAAAAUACUUGGGAUCCAAGCGCGGACCAUGUUGGUAUCGAUAUCAACUCCAUCGUCUCUGUGGCCAAUGUCACGUGGAAUACAAGUAUGAAGAACGGAACAACAGCAAAUGCUUGGGUGAAUUAUAAUUCUACUACAACAACUUUGAGUGUCUAUCUAACUUACGCGGAGAAUCCUGUUUUCCAAGGGAAUUAUAGCCUUUCCUAUGUUGUUAAUUUUACGAAAGUUUUGCCUGAAUGGGUUAGUGUUGGUUUUUCGGCUGCUACGGGCGAUUGGACAGAAAUACAUAAUAUUGUUUCUUGGAGCUUCAAUUCAACCUUAGGGGGAUCCCACAAUUCAACCCCUGGAGGAUCCAACAAUUCAAUCUCAGGGCCCCCGCCCCCGCCCCCGCCCUCAACCUCCAACAAUUCAACCAUAGGGCCCCCGCCCUCAACGGGUACGGGUCUCUCCACGGGUAUGGGUCAUAAGAUUAUCCCACGUCUGGUGAUUGGUUUGGCUAUGAUUAUUGGUACCUUAAGUUGUGGAGUUGGCUUGUUUUGGUUCAUGAAGUGGCAAAAAAUUAAUUCGCGGGGAAACAAUGAAAUGGGCAUUGAUGCUUCUACUGAUGAUGAUGACGACUUUGAGAAAGGCACGGGGCCAAGGAGAUUCACGUUCCAUGAACUAAGUCACGCAACAAACAAUUUUUUCGAGGGGGGAAAGCUCGGACAAGGUGGAUUUGGAGGUGUUUACAAGGGUGUGUUAAGUGGUACUCAAGAAGAAAUAGCCGUGAAGCGCAUCUCCAAAGGGUCAAAGCAAGGGAAAAAAGAAUUCAAAUCAGAAGUGAAGACCAUUAGUCGGUUGAGACAUCGGAAUUUGGUUCAGCUCAUUGGUUGGUGCCAUGAACGAGGAGAGUUCCUUCUCAUCUACGAGUUCAUGCCUAACGGGAGCCUCGAUAACCAUCUUUUCGAUGGCAAAUCCAAGCUAAGAUGGACAGUGAGGUACAAAAUAGCCCUUGACUUGGCUUCUGCCAUCCUUUAUCUUCACGAAGAGUGGGAGCAAUGUGUGGUUCAUAGAGACAUCAAGUCGAGUAAUAUCAUGUUGGACUCAAACUACAAUGCCAAGCUAGGCGAUUUUGGCUUGGCUAGGCUUGUGGACCAUGAGUCUGGCUUAGAAACAACCGUCAUGGCUGGCACCAUGGGGUACCUCGCUCCAGAGUGUGUCAGCACAGGCAAAGCAAGUAAAGAAUCGGAUAUCUUUAGCUUCGGUAUUGUUGCCCUUGAAAUAGCAUGUGGAAGAAAGCCGGUGGAGCGCAAUAGGAAUUUGGGUGAGGUAGUACUACUAGAGUGGGUUUGGAGCCUCUAUGGGAAAGGACAACUCUUUGAAGCUAUUGAUAAGGAUCUCACAAUGGAGUACGAUAAACAUCAAGUAGAGCGGUUAAUGUUGGUUGGGUUAUGGUGUUGCUACCCUGACUUCAAACUCCGACCAUCCAUAAGGCAAGCGAUCAACAGUCUUAAAUUUGAAGCUCCAUUGCCUGUUCUGCCAUCACAAAUGCCGGUACCUGUAUAUUUUUCACCUUCCAUGUGCAUGCCUAGCUAUACAUCAUCGGUUGUGACCACAGAUUCCGACAUUAAUGGUCGGAUUCAAUGUUCAAGUAGCAGUCAUGCUCGCAGUAACUAUUCAUCAGUUUCAGUUGAAUCUUCUAAAGCUCCCUUGCUAUUGCAUGAAGAUAACGAAGAGAGCAUCCUUCUAUAAUUUCUUUCUCACUUGAAAGAGGGGAUGAUUGAGGUAUAUUCUAAUAGCAGGAUUGUUAGAUGCACUGUAAAGUACUGCUAAGUUUGUUUGUUUUUUUUUUUUUUUCUUUUUUCUGUGAUUUAGUAAUAAGAGUACAAUGUUCUCUUUUUUUUUUUUU
This is a messenger RNA of Rhododendron vialii, 2377 nucleotides long. Its product is annotated as L-type lectin-domain containing receptor kinase IX.1-like. Gene Ontology annotation, biological process: protein phosphorylation. Bases 1 to 2220 code for a protein of 739 amino acids. Gene Ontology annotation, cellular component: plasma membrane. The transcript has a single exon. The record is from RefSeq and is a predicted model, not a curated record. NCBI's taxonomy places the organism in Eukaryota, Viridiplantae, Streptophyta, Magnoliopsida, Ericales, Ericaceae. Gene Ontology annotation, molecular function: ATP binding; protein kinase activity; carbohydrate binding.